GUGCUGUUUCUGCUGUUCUCCUGCCGUGGUAUUUUUGCAACAUCCUUUGGUGCCUGGCAGCACUGCCUUGCAGUCAGUACUCCGAGAUGUUCUUCUGGGAAAUGGCCAAGGAAGCAGCACCAUGCGAAGCCUUCAACUUUACUUCAUCAUUUUUGUGUUGCUUGCUGACAAUGACCUUCUGCAGCCGACUGGUAAUGCCUUUGGCGCUCCGGAUUCGCUGGACCAUGCUGGUGCAUGCACGUUUGCAAGAUAUCCCUUCACCAGGGCUUUCAGAUGAGCAGCUAGAACUCAUCUCUUCAAGCAUUGAAAUCAUGGGAGUGGGGCAGCAAAGCAUUCGUGACGAACCCACUUGUCCCAUUUGCCUUGAGCCGUUCACAGCUGGGGAACGCAUGAGGCGUUUGUAUUGUACUCAUGGCUUCCACCAGGAGUGUGUGGACAGCUGGCUUAAGCGUAUCCCAACUUGCCCACUGCGGUGCCCCAUUGAAAUUCCAAAUCCAACACCGGCCCAGCGACGAUUCACUGCCCAGCACGCAGGGGAUCGGACGCAAGACCACAUGACGGCGGACAUUUCAUUUCCGGCCCAGGAGCCUGAUUAUAUCUUGGAGCCAACCCUUGUGGGACGUUCGUUGGAGGAAGCACAUUGACGAAGUUGCGCAAGGUCUUGGUCGAUUCAAGGCAGGCAAAGUCUUGACUGAUGCAAGACAGGCAAAGUCUUGGCCGGUUUGAGACCAAAGCCAAUCUCAGCGUGGCCCAACUGGAGCAUUGCAAGUUUACGCUUGCACCUAUCCUUUAACAGUGUGAAACAUCUAUGUAGUGUAC
Cladocopium goreaui is the source of this 819-nucleotide messenger RNA. The record is from the annotation of a GenBank genome assembly. NCBI's taxonomy places the organism in Eukaryota, Dinophyceae, Suessiales, Symbiodiniaceae.